Penicillium antarcticum is the source of this 1554-nucleotide messenger RNA. RefSeq lists its product as uncharacterized. Bases 1 to 1554 code for a protein of 517 amino acids. Lineage: Eukaryota; Fungi; Ascomycota; Eurotiomycetes; Eurotiales; Aspergillaceae. The record is from RefSeq and is a predicted model, not a curated record. Gene Ontology annotation, molecular function: transmembrane transporter activity. Gene Ontology annotation, biological process: transmembrane transport. The transcript has 5 exons.
AUGCCUGAAUCUUCACAUAGUCUAGAGGCUGGGAAUUAUGCAUCAGGCUCCAGAUCUUCCGGUGACCAAGAUUUCACAGAGAAAUUUUCUCUAGGAAGAAAGGGGACUGUCAUGUUUAUUGCUCUCACUAUCUUGACUCUGAUGGUUGCUUUAGAUGGCACAUCCAUAUCCGUUGCUUUACCCAUCAUUUCAAAGGAUCUUGGUGCAACAACCGUUGAAGCCUUUUGGGGGGGGGGACGUCCUUCCUAUUGUGCUCAACCGCCAACCUUCGCAUCUCUAUCGAACAUAUUCGGUGAAAAGGCUUUGAUGCUCCUAGCUUUGGUGUUCUUUUUCGUUAGGGCGGCUGUUGUAGGAGCCAGCAAUGAGUUCGCCAUUUUACUCAUUGGCCGAUGCAUUCAAGGAGUUGGUGGCGGCGGCAUCAUUUCCCUCGCCGAAAUCAUCAUGACUGAUUUGAUGCCUCUGCGAAUCCGUGGAUUAUACUUUGCAUAUCUAGGAUCAGCAUGGAGCGUUGGGUCUGUUAUAGGACCAGUACUAGGAGGAGGCUUUGCUCAAAAGGCUAGCUGGCGGUGGAUCUUCUAUAUCAAUCUCCCGCUCGUUGGCAUUGGGGCAAUUCUCAUCUUGAUAUUCCUUGACCUACGACUUUUCGGAAGGAAAGCUUCUAGCAAAGCUGUGCAUCGUAGACUACGGUGGCUCUGUCAUUUUUUGGUACCUCUCGUUUUGGGUGUUGUUGGUCUAGUGACCUUUGUUCUAUACGAAAGCUAUGUGGCCAAAGAUCCUAUGAUACCAUACUCUGUAUUCCAGGAUCGUACUAUCUCCGUGAUGUACAUCUGCACCAUUUCCCUCGGCCUGAUCAUUUGGUGUACUCUGUACUACAUCCCCCUUUAUUACGAGGCAGUCCUCGGAUAUGACCCAAUCAUCGCGGGCGUCGCAAUGUUCCCAGAGACAUUCACCAUCGCCUCUAUCACCACAGUCUCGGCUAUCAUCAUGACAAAAAUUGGCAGAUACAGAUGGGCUGUUUGGUCUGACUGGAUGAUCACUGUUCUCGGGCUUGGCCUGCUUGUCCUUCUUGAGACUGACAGGAGCAUUGCUCAAUGGGUCUGUCUUAACCUGGUUCCAGGCAUUGGCCUCGGUCUUGUGAUUACAUCAAUGGGGUAUGGCAUCCAAGCCGCAUCGUCUUCGGAAAAUCUACCAAUAGCAGUGGCGAUGUUUAGUUUCUUUCGGGCAUUGGGUCAAGCCCUUGGUGUUGCUAUCGGGGAGGCCAUUUUUCAGAACAGGAUGGAAGCCAACCUCCCCAAAUAUCACAUCCCUCAAGAUCUGGUCCAUCUUUAUAUCAAAAAUGCUGCAAGUGCGGUUGUGGCCAUCAAGUCCAUCAAGAAUGACCACAUUAAAUUGUCCAUUCAGCAGGCUUACACAGAUAGCCUACGUACUGUGUGGAUUAGUUGUUGUGCCAUCGCUACAUGCUCUUUCCUUUUGACUGUUCUUAUUCAACAUCAGGAUUUUGACAAGAAGCAAGUUUCAUCUCAGAAUCUACGAACGGUGGAGCGGGAUAAUUGA